AAAGCUUGUUUUUUUUAAAUUAGUAGUGCUUCCUGUCGCCGUGUUAUUGUCGCUGACUUGACAGGGCAGGUCUGAGCUGCAACAGCAAGCUCGCAGAGUGCUGCUGCUGCGGGAUCCUCCGGGGAGCGGGCAGAAGGAGACGGCGGUGUUCCUGUAAACAUGCCGUGAGAUAACACACCUUUUUGGCUCUCAGGUAUUCCGUCUCGCUUGGUCUGAAGGGAGGGUCCAUUUGGAAGAGGACUAACAAACCUAGGAAGGAGGUGACAUGCCGUUCACUUAUUGGCGCAGUCAGUGCGCUGAUCGCUGUCAGACGUGGCCGAGGUAAAGACCGGAAUGGUGCAUUUGAAUUUCUAUUUUUAACGCCUUGUUCGACUUUCCAUCCGUUCUGGUCAAGUUUCCCGUUGGAGUAACGACAUUACAUGCCUGAUCGCAGAGCCGGAGCGACGGGAAAAUGCAGCACGGCGGGUGUUUGGCUGCAGGUGGAUGGCCAACCUGACGGUCCAGGUCGCCGCUUCCCUCCCGUUCAGGUCUGGCUUCAUCCGAAGCUGUAAAAACAAACUGAAAACAGAGUGAACCAGAUCAGCCAGUAAACCCGCGCCAUGCUUCCGGGGGUCGGCGUGUUCGGCACCAGCCUGACGGCCAGGGUGAUCAUUCCGCUGCUGAAGAAUGAGGGCUUCGCCGUCAAAGCGCUGUGGGGCCGGACGCAGGAGGAGGCGGAAGAGCUGGCCAAGGAGAUGAACGUACCUUUUUACACCAACCGGAUCGACGACGUGCUGCUGCAUCAGGACGUGGAUCUGGUCUGCAUCAACCUGCCGCCGCCUUUGACGCGGCAGAUCGCAGUCAAAACACUGGCAUACCUCCUUUACUGAUGAAGCUGCCUUCCUGGCUGACUUGUGAGGGUGCGGCGGGCCUUAAGGUGGAGUCAGGAUUGUAGCGGUAGUGCUCUUGAGCAA
Molecule: messenger RNA, 953 nt
Organism: Micropterus dolomieu (smallmouth bass)
Lineage: Eukaryota; Metazoa; Chordata; Actinopteri; Centrarchiformes; Centrarchidae
Product: glucose-fructose oxidoreductase domain-containing protein 1-like
Exons: 2
Coding region: 600-869 (89 amino acids)
Molecular function (GO): nucleotide binding
Source: RefSeq, a predicted model, not a curated record